Messenger RNA from Panicum virgatum (switchgrass), 1214 nucleotides. Its product is annotated as classical arabinogalactan protein 9-like. Gene Ontology annotation, cellular component: plasma membrane. NCBI's taxonomy places the organism in Eukaryota, Viridiplantae, Streptophyta, Magnoliopsida, Poales, Poaceae. The record is from RefSeq and is a predicted model, not a curated record. The transcript is spliced from 2 exons. Bases 98 to 802 code for a protein of 234 amino acids.
GCCAGCUCCCUGCCACUCCCACCGCCGCGACCAGAAGGCAGCAGCAACCGCAGCGCGCAGGAGCCGAGCAAACCGCCGCACACCAACGCCUCCCGCAAUGGCGCGCGCCGGCGCUCUCUGCCUCGCGCUGCUCUGCCUCCUGGCCGCGCACUCCGCCGUGGCGCAGAAGUCCGCCACCCCCGCCCCGGCCACCGCGCCGGCCGCCGCCACCACCCCGCCGGCCCCGUCCAAGAAGACGCCCGCGCCCGCCGCAGCUCCGCCCACCACCUCCCCUGCCACCCCGGCCCCGGCCGCCGCGCCGCCCACCACCCCGGCCACCCCCGCGCCCGCCGCGGCCCCGCCCACUACCACCACGCCUGCCCCCGCCGUGGCGCCGCCCAAGUCCUCCCCCAAGGCGGCCACCCCCGCCCCGGCUCCCAAGGCCAAGGCCACCCCGCCUGCCACCCCACCGGUGGCCGAGCUGCCCCCUGCUGCCACGCCCCCCGCCCCCGCCGCGGACACCCCCGCCGCCGCGCCCACUAAGCCCGCCGAGGUCCCCGCCCCCGCCCCGUCCAAGAAGAAGAAGAAGAAGUCAUCCUCCUCCAAGAGCAAGAAGAAGAAGAGCAAGGCCCCAGCCCCAGCCCCCGUCGCCGAGGCCCCCACCAGCUCCAAGCACUCCAAGGCUAAGGCACCCGCGGCCAGCGAGGCCGACGCACCCGGCCCGGCCGGCGACGGCGUCGCCGCCGAUACCGCGGCUGCUGGAAGGACCGUGGCAGGCGGCAUCAUGGCGGCCGUGCUGGGCCUCGCCGCCCUCCUCGCCUAGAGACACGGACGCCGAACGCGCGCGCGCGCGAGCGGCACGGCCGGGUCCGCCUCCGGCCGCCGGGACGACGCGCCACGCCACACGCCCACAACGACAGAAUUAUGCCGCCGCCGUGCCGGACGGCUCGACUCGACGCCUGGCCGGAGCUCGCGUGCCACCCCGUUUCCGCGCCGUGUUCCUGUCCAUUUUUUUCUCUCUAACAGGCUGGGCGGGACCACACGCCUCUGCUGUGUGUCGUUCCACUCACGUACCUCGGAUUCCUUCUUCUUCUUCUUCUUUUUUCUGUACUGCAGCAGCUGCUGCUGCUCCGGUGCUACCCCAUUGAGAUGAUUUAUUUAUAUCUUUAUUAUAUAUCGUUGUCAUUGUAUGAUUCCGCCCUUGUUUAAUUUCAUCAUAGAUCUGUCUCCUCUCA